Saprolegnia parasitica CBS 223.65 is the source of this 930-nucleotide messenger RNA. RefSeq lists its product as hypothetical. NCBI's taxonomy places the organism in Eukaryota, Oomycota, Saprolegniomycetes, Saprolegniales, Saprolegniaceae. The coding region runs from base 1 to 930 and encodes 309 amino acids. The record is from RefSeq and is a predicted model, not a curated record. The transcript is spliced from 3 exons.
AUGGCACCGACGUCGCUGUGGCACAACUCGGUCGUACGUCUUCUCCUGCUCGGGACACUGGACGAGGAAAGCUCGCUUCAUGGACUACGAGGCCAGACCGACAUUCUCAAGGCCAUCGUCAACCAUCUCCAUGCGAUCUGGCGGGCGCAACUCAAGGCUGACCAGCGCGGCUACGUCCCUCUUACCCACGUCAUUAUGCCCUUUGACACGCCGCGCGAGACGCCGAUCCCAAACGUUCCUCAACUCGUUACCUUUCCACCGCCAAUUACGCAUCUCGUUGACGGCGUCGAGCAACCAAAACCAUUCCUCGUCAACAUGAUGCCCUUCAUCAUUGGCCAUGCCGAGUCGACGCUGCCGCCCGAGUGUCAGCGCUAUGUCCCGCUUCUCAAUCGUUGCCGCCACCAUGACGAGAACGGCAAGGUGGGGUACCUUACGAUCCACGAAGGCAUUGUCGAGGCCGACACCUCUCAACGUCGUCCCGGCUCCACGUCGAAGCGCCAUCCGCUGCCAAGCUCCAAGAUUCGCUGGGGCCGCGGCUGGAUGGUCCAUCACGAGCUCCAAGGUGGUAUCUACAUGGCUUCCACGGUCGCCAAGUCGUGUGGGGUCUGGAACACGGUCGUCGCAGAUGAAAACGAUAUCGUCGGUGCUCACGGUGACGUGGAUGUCCUCCACGGUGUCUUGGACCGUGAGCGCGAUGGCUACUACGAGCCGCAAGCCAAUGAGCUGUACUGGAUCACAGAUCGGACGCCGCACGAGUCUCUUCCGGUGGCAACCACGCAGUUUCGGCAGUACUUCCGCUUCGUUACGAGCAACGUCUCGCACUGGUUUGCAGAGCACUCGACGCCCAACCCACUGGGCAUUCAGCCGACGGCCACGAUCGUCUACGGCAACAAGUUUACGGGUACCUUGACGACCGAGACUUCAGCGUAG